AACUCUUCAUCUUUUCCAAGAUAGAGCGAGCUCAAUGAACGCCGAUCCGAUCUCCCGGCGAUCCUCCGCCGGCCCCAAACGCCUCCGAUCGAAGAUUCCUCGUCGGAAACGAGUUCCUCCCCUUCCGAUCGCGGCGAGGAUCUCGAACUCCGACUUCGACGAGGUUCUAGAAGAAGAAUCGUCUUCUUCUUGCCUGCACAGCGAGGUUUCCUUCGACUCCAGCUUCGAUUUCGCUGGAUCCGACGUGAUGAAGCGGCCGAAGCUAUCUCGAGCGGCGAAGAGCAAGAAGCAGGUUUCUGAGCUCAGAUCCGGCGACGAGUUCCGCAGGAUCACCAGAUCCUACGCGAGGAAGAAGGAGAUGGAGAGAUCGGAGCAAGAGAUUAGCGAGGGGAACGCUGCUGCUUCAGAGAUCCAAACCUCUGAGGUUACUCAAAUUACUGGAGGACUUUCAGCGAGCCUCAACGAAAACGCUGUGUCUAGUGAAGCGGCUGAGAAAUUUGCGGAGAUCUCCGAGUCCUCUUGCCUCGAGUCGGUUUCUGAUGCUAAAAUCGCGAGAAUCUCUAACUCAGUGGGAGAUCAAGGCAGCAGCCUCCAGAUAGCCUUCGACCUCGAUUCUGGUCUCGCUUGCUCGGAGAAGCUCUCGGAUGAUGAGUGCUCGGAUUACUCCACUUGCAACGAGAUGACGCUAUCAGAAGUUGAAUCUGAGCUGUUCUAUCGAAAUUCGCAGAGAGACUCGUCCGAUCACUCGCUCUCCGUUCUUUUCGAGUCUCCUGAAGACUUCUCCGAGAGAUCGAAUGAGUCGACUCCAUCUAUUGCUUUCUCAAUUUUUCGUGAGUUAGCUAAGCAGUUCGCGAGAUCAAGUAGCAGCUUCGGUUCAAGAGAAAAAUCAACCGAAAUGAUUCAGGACGACGGCUCACAGGAAUUCAGAAUUAUAAAAUUCGAAGAGGAGGAGGACGAGGAAAGCUACAAGAAUAUACGAGGCAGAGAGAGGAGAGAAGUAAUUUUGAAAGAUUUCAGCGAGGAAUUCAGAUCGGCAACGGACUACGGCGAUCUGAUCCUUCAGCAGCGGUUAGUGAUGGUUAACUGGAUGGUGGAGCAUUCGCAGGAGAUGGAGCUGCAGCCUGAGACUUUGUUCUUGGGUGUGAGCUUGAUGGACAGAUUUCUCACCAGGGGAUACUUUGAGACUGAAAGGAACCUGCAACUACUCGGCAUUGCGUCUGUCACUAUCGCUACUAGGCUCGAAGAGGUCCAGCCUUGGAACAAUAUUCGGCGAAGAUCUUUCACAGUGGGAGACAAUGUCUACGCUCGAGCUGAAGUAGUUGCAAUGGAAUGGCUGGUACUAGAGGUUCUCAAUUUCCAGUGCAUGCUGCCCACAACGCACAAUUUCUUGUGGUUUUAUCUGAAAGCAGCAAAUGCGGAUGCCGAGGUGGAGUCCCUGACGAGGUACUUAGCUGUCCUCUCACUUCUUGACCACGAGAGGCUUUGCUUCUGGCCCUCUACUGUGGCUGCCGGAUUGGUUAUCCUUGCUUGCCUUGCUACAAGUCGAGAUUCCUCUUGUCUCAGGGUCAUGGAGCGGCACGUGCGCAGUAAGAGUGAUGAUCUACCUGAGUGUAUUCAGAGCCUGGAAUGGUUGGUUAAGUAUGUAUGUUAGCAUAUCGGGGGAGUACUCUCAUGUCUUCAGAGUACAGAAAUUAGACACAUGUGACAUGUAUGUUAGUUUGUCUCAGUCCAAUUUGCUUCAUUUCAUUUUGUAAAGCCUAUAUUUGGAUAAUAGUCAGGUAUAUGAUUCCGUCUUUAAUGAUGGAGAUCCCAGAUUGUUGUUUUUUGUGGGGGAAUCUGGGAAUCCCAUACGAAGAGUUGUAUGUUAUCCACUUAGCUGUAACCUUCUUUUUUUUACUUUUUUUUUUUUUACUUUUUUGAAUUGAAAUAGUGGUAAUUGUAAUUGAUUUUGAACUUCCACAGAAAUUGAGGAAUGAAUAGAACGCCCUUCCUUACUU
Molecule: messenger RNA, 1997 nt
Organism: Asparagus officinalis (garden asparagus)
Lineage: Eukaryota; Viridiplantae; Streptophyta; Magnoliopsida; Asparagales; Asparagaceae
Product: cyclin-SDS-like
Exons: 7
Coding region: 35-1651 (538 amino acids)
Biological process (GO): mitotic cell cycle phase transition; regulation of cyclin-dependent protein serine/threonine kinase activity
Cellular component (GO): cytoplasm; cyclin-dependent protein kinase holoenzyme complex; nucleus
Molecular function (GO): cyclin-dependent protein serine/threonine kinase regulator activity
Source: RefSeq, a predicted model, not a curated record